CAGUUCGAGGAGUUUAGUACUUGUGUUGUAGUAACCGUGCGCGGAAACCGGGCCAGACCAGCCAGACGAGAUGAAGUUUGCCAGUGUGAAGAAGGUGUGCUGUGUUCUGUUCGUUCUGGCGAUUGUCAGGGUGCACGGUGCUGCCCAGCGGGAAGGUACCGAGCAUCAGAAGCGUGCGAUCGGGCACGGGUAUGGAUUGGGGCUGGGGCUGGAAGCUCUGGCUGCACCGGCCGCCCUAACAGCACCGGCUGCCAUCGGCGCGCCGCUCGGUGCGUCCAUUGGUCCUAUUCUAGGACCAUCGAUUGCGGGCCCGAUCGGACCGACGCUUGCCGGACCGAUCGGAAUUCCGGCGGGAUCGAUCGGACUACCGGCCGGGCCAAUUGGACUUCCGGCGGGACCGAUCGGACUGCCUGCAGGGCCGUUCAUUGGGGGAGCGUUUGCACCGGCAGCUCUUCCAGCACUUCCCGCUCCCGGGCCAGUGUUUGCACCCGCUCCACCGACCGUAGCCGUUGCACCGACGGUAACACGCAACAUACUGACCACGGUGCAGCAGCCCGUCCCCGUACCCUACCCGCAGCCCGUGCCGGUCGAUCGUCCCGUACCGUACCCGGUGCACGUGUCCGUUCCAGUCGAUCGUCCCGUCCCGGUUCCGCACCCGGUAGCCGUCCCUGUUCACGUACCCCGACCCUACCCGGUUCCAGUUCCGCAGCCGUAUCCGGUCACCGUCACCAAAACCGUACCUGUACCGGUGCCCGCUCCGUACCCGGUGCAUCAUGCCGUCCCGGUACCACAGCCCGUCCCGGUUCCGCAGCCCAUCCCCGUACCGCAACCCGUCGCUGUGCCGCAUCCGGUCGCCGUGCCGCAUCCGGUGGUUGUACCGGCGCCCGUCCCCACGCUGCCCAUUGCUCCGCUGCCCUCGUACGGGUACGGUGGGUUCCUGCCGCCCUACUACGGCAAGGUGUACGGCGGUGGCAUCACGCUGCAGAAGGUGUACACCGGCCACCAUCACGGGCUCGGGCUGCUCGGGCUGAAGAAGUAUCUCGGCUAGAUGGAAGGGGAGUUUUGGACGGGGAGGAUUAUUGUAGUCAUUCCAGGUGUCAUACCGCGCCGAGAACGUUCGCCGUGGGUUUAGACUGUCCGUAACGAGUAUGCGUUAUUGAGCUUAAAGUAGGACACGGCGAAAGGAGGAACGCAUUCCGCGGGAGGAAAGAAUUUCGUUUUUUACCUGUGUAAUUUUACCAAAUAAAAGUUGUUUGCAAGGUGUGUCGG
Anopheles gambiae (African malaria mosquito) is the source of this 1269-nucleotide messenger RNA. RefSeq names its product tetra-peptide repeat homeobox protein 1-like. The transcript is spliced from 3 exons. NCBI's taxonomy places the organism in Eukaryota, Metazoa, Arthropoda, Insecta, Diptera, Culicidae. Bases 71 to 1048 code for a protein of 325 amino acids. The record is from RefSeq and is a predicted model, not a curated record.